AUGAAACGGCCUCUGGUAGAUUAUGAUUCCGGGUCCGGAUCCGAGUCCGAGUGUGGAAGCUCAUCGGACGGACCAAAAUCAAGUUCAACAAAUAUUCCUCCCCAGCUCAAGAAGCGCCGGAACGGUGACAUCGGCACUCGGGCCCCACCCUCGGCUCCGGCUUCCACUCCGAUUGCCCCACUUGGCCGAAGCUCUGGCACCCACACCAUACCGCCAAAACCGGCACCCAAGUCAACAUCAUCUCUCCCACCCAUCUCAGAUCGCUUCAAUGAUUUAUACGCCUCUAACACUCGAACUGCUGUCUCUGACGAUCCUUCCCUGCACCAAGGACGUCAGCGCCAGGUCCCUCAUAUUCCCGGCAACUGGCCGAGCCACGUAUAUAUCGAUUGGGAUCCCAGCUCAGGGGAUCGUGAGCUCCUCUCGUCGCUUGUUGACAAGCUUCAGACCAGGGUAGCUGCUGCUGCUCAACGUUACCCCGACCUCGAGGGAGUCAAAAUCAGCACGGCCUUGCGAGAUCCAGAGUUACCUGUGGACAAGCCAUUGCACAUCAGCCUGUCGGCCCCACUUACACUGACCUCAAAGAAUAAAGACGCUUUUCUUGACGAUGUAACCAGAGCGUUGAGGUCAAGUGGUGUAAGCCCUUUCGUGGUGGACUUUUCCGGAGGAGUCAAUUGGUAUCGAUCCGAGGAAAGCACCCGAUCGUUCUUAGUCCUGCGGGUGCGUGAGGUUCAGAACACUGGCAUGACCACUGCAGAUUCGAGCCCCAACCCACGACUGACCACCCUACUUCAACGAUGCAACAAGACCGCGAAAGAGUACGGUCAACCGCCACUCUAUGAUUCGCAAGACAUGGGCUACCGCUUUCACGUCACGAUAGCCUGGACUCACGCUCGUCCAAGUGAAUCGUUGAAGCAGCUGACGGAUUCAAUCUUUGACGACUGCAAAACCAUGUAUAGUGAAAACAUGUCGAUCAGGGACAAACUUUGUACUGGCUCAAGUUUUCGCGUUGAAACGGUCAAGGUCAAGAUUGGAAACCACGUUACCAGGUUCGAGCUACCUGAUAAGGGUCUCGCCUUACCAGUCAAGACUACAUAGGAACGCUGGCCUUGCCAGUUCUCACGCGUCAAGCCAUACUCAUCUGGCCUAGGAACGCCCUCAGUCUGUUAGGGCCAAGGGGAAGAAAGCAACUCAAGCCCUUCCGAGCAUGGGUGCAACCCCGAAGAGUAUUUCGAUACGGAGGGGAGAGAUUGCCUGCAUUGCCUCGAGUCCCACCUGGAGAUAUCAAAGGGCCUCGACAACGAUGCAGAACGGUUUUCGUGCCCCGGAUGCGAUCGAGUCUUCUCGUCCCGACAAUUUCUCGAUAUGCACCUGGAUUCAGACGUUUGUCGCGCAAGGGAGAGAGCAGUUACAGAUAUCCAAAACAUUUCGUCUAAGAAAAAAAACGACAUGGAGAUGCCGUUUGUGUACUAAGUACCAUACUUCAGGCUUUCCAUCAGGUGAGAGUCUCUAGGUCAUUUUCCAACAUAUCUGGAAAUGGAUCGUUGCAAG
This is a messenger RNA of Neurospora crassa OR74A, 1548 nucleotides long. RefSeq lists its product as hypothetical. Gene Ontology annotation, biological process: U6 snRNA 3'-end processing. The transcript has a single exon. The coding region runs from base 1 to 1095 and encodes 364 amino acids. Gene Ontology annotation, molecular function: 3'-5'-RNA exonuclease activity. Lineage: Eukaryota; Fungi; Ascomycota; Sordariomycetes; Sordariales; Sordariaceae. The record is from RefSeq and is a predicted model, not a curated record. Gene Ontology annotation, cellular component: nucleus.